Messenger RNA from Carlito syrichta (Philippine tarsier), 3512 nucleotides. RefSeq names its product integrin subunit alpha 1 (gene ITGA1). The record is from RefSeq and is a predicted model, not a curated record. Gene Ontology annotation, cellular component: external side of plasma membrane; integrin complex. Gene Ontology annotation, molecular function: integrin binding. Gene Ontology annotation, biological process: cell-matrix adhesion; cell adhesion mediated by integrin; integrin-mediated signaling pathway. The coding region runs from base 1 to 3120 and encodes 1039 amino acids. Lineage: Eukaryota; Metazoa; Chordata; Mammalia; Primates; Tarsiidae. The transcript is spliced from 24 exons.
AUGUGCUAUGGCUGCCAGGAGGCCAUGGCGGCACCUGCGGCUGCUAUGUCUGCCCUGCAGUGGCUGUCCAGACCGCUGCCAUGCCCCUUGCCACCGCUGGGUGGUGGCAAUGGCCCAGCUCUCUGUGAAGAGCAGGCUGCGAUGUUGGGGUCCACGGCCCCCGGGGAGAGAGCCAGAGACCCUCUGCGUUCUCAUUUGCAGAGCGUUGGAAUUGUACAGUAUGGAGAAAAUGUGACCCAUGAGUUCAACCUCAAUAAGUAUUCUUCGACGGAAGAUGUACUUGUUGCAGCAAAUAAAAUAAUCCAGAGAGGUGGCCGCCAGACCAUGACAGCCCUUGGAAUAGACACAGCAAGAAAGGAAGCAUUCACUGAAGCCCGGGGUGCCCGAAGAGGAGUUAAAAAGGUCAUGGUUAUUGUGACCGAUGGUGAGUCCCAUGACAACCAUCGACUGAAUAAAGUCAUCCAAGACUGUGAAGAUGAAAAUAUUCAACGAUUUUCCAUAGCUAUUCUUGGCAGCUAUAACCGAGGAAAUUUAAGCGCUGAAAAAUUUGUGGAGGAAAUAAAAUCAAUUGCAAGUGAACCCACUGAAAAGCAUUUCUUCAACGUCUCUGAUGAAUUGGCUCUAGUCACUAUUGUUAAAGCUCUGGGAGAAAGAAUAUUUGCCCUGGAAGCUACAGCUGACCAGUCAGCAGCUUCAUUUGAAAUGGAAAUGUCUCAGACUGGUUUCAGUGCUCAUUAUUCGCAGGAUUGGGUCAUGCUCGGAGCAGUAGGAGCCUAUGAUUGGAAUGGAACAGUUGUCAUGCAGAAAGCUAAUCAAAUUAUAAUCCCCAAAAACACAACUUUUAAGGUUAACUCUACCAAAAAGAAUGAACCUCUUGCUUCUUAUUUAGGUUACACAGUAAAUUCCGCCACUGUUUCUGGAAAUGUGUUCUAUAUUGCUGGACAGCCUCGGUACAAUCACACAGGCCAGGUCAUCGUCUACAAGAUCAAAGAUGAAGACAUCAAAAUUCUCCAGACACUCAGUGGAGAACAGAUCGGUUCCUACUUUGGCAGUAUUUUAACAACAAUUGACAUUGAUAAAGAUUCUAAUACUGACCUUCUUCUAGUCGGGGCUCCCAUGUACAUGGGAACAGAGAAAGAGGAACAAGGAAAAGUGUAUGUGUAUGCUCUGAAUCAGACAAGGUUUGAAUAUCAAAUGAGCCUGGAACCUAUUAAGCAGACUUGCUGCUCAUCUCUGAAGCACAACUCGUGCACAAAAGAAAACAAAAAUGAGCCAUGUGGGGCUCGUUUUGGAACAGCGAUUGCUGCUGUAAAAGACCUCAAUCUUGAUGGAUUUAAUGACAUUGUGAUAGGAGCUCCGUUGGAAGAUGAUCACGCAGGAGCUGUGUACAUUUAUCAUGGAAGUGGCAGGACUAUAAGGAAAGAGUAUGCACAACGUAUUCCAUCAGGUGGUGAUGGUGAGACACUGAAAUUUUUUGGCCAGUCUAUCCAUGGAGAAAUGGAUUUAAAUGGUGAUGGGCUGACUGAUGUGACCAUUGGAGGUCUUGGUGGUGCUGCUCUCUUCUGGUCCAGAGAUGUGGCUGUAGUUAAAGUGACCAUGAAUUUUGAACCCAAUAAAGUGAAUAUUCAAAAGAAAAACUGCCGUGUGGAGGGAAAAGAAACAGUAUGCAUAAAUGCUACAGUGUGUUUUGAUGUGAAAUUAAAGUCUAAAGAAGACACGAUUUACAAAGCUGAUUUACAGUACCGUGUCACUCUAGAUUCACUGAGACAGAUAUCGCGAAGUUUUUUCUCUGGAACUCAAGAGAGAAAGAUUCAAAGAAACAUCACAGUUCGAGAAUCAGAAUGCACUAAGCACUCCUUCUACAUGUUGGACAAGCACGACUUUCAGGACUCUGUGAGAAUAACUUUGGAUUUUAAUCUUACCGAUCCAGAAAAUGGACCAGUUCUUGAUGAUUCUCUACCAAACUCAGUACAUGAAUAUAUUCCCUUUGCCAAAGAUUGUGGAAACAAGGAAAAAUGUAUUUCUGACCUCACCCUGGAUGUGGCCACCACAGAAAAGGGCCUGCUUAUUGUCAGGUCCCAGAAUGAUAAAUUCAAUGUUAGCCUCACAGUCAAAAAUAAAAAGGACAGUGCGUAUAACACCAGGACAAUAGUUCAGUAUUCUCCAAAUCUUAUUUUCUCAGGAAUUGAGGCUAUCCAAAAAGACAGUUGUGAAUCUAAUCAUAAUAUCACGUGUAAAGUUGGAUAUCCUUUCCUGAGAAGAGGAGAAAUGGUAACUUUCAAAAUAUUAUUUCAAUUUAACAUAUCUUAUCUCAUGGAAAAUGUGACCAUUCAUUUAAGUGCAACAAGUGACAGUGAAGAACCUCCUGAAGCCCUUUCUGAUAAUGUCGUAAACAUUUCUAUCCCAGUAAAAUAUGAAGUGGGACUGCAGUUUUCCAGCUCAGCAAGUGAAUACCAUAUUUUAAUUGCGGCCAAUGAGACAGUCCCUGAGUUUAUAAAUUCUACUGAGGACAUUGGAGAUGAAAUUAAUAUCUUCUACUUGAUUAGAAAAAGUGGACAUUUUCCAAUGCCUGAACUUAAGCUGUCAAUUUCAUUCCCCAAUUUGACAUCUGAUGGUUAUACUGUGCUGUACCCAACUGGAUGGUCGUCUUCUGAUAAUGCUAACUGCAGAUCUCACAUUCUUGAAGAUCCUUUUGGUAACAAGUCUGGAAAGAAAAUGAAGAUACCAAAAUCUGAAGAGAUGAAACGAGGCACAAUUCUGGACUGCAGUACUUGUAAAUUUGCUACCAUUACAUGUAAUCUCAUUCCUGCUGACAUGAGCCAAGUGAAUGUUUCACUUAUCUUGUGGAAACCAACUUUUAUAAAAGCACAUUUUUCCAGCUUAAAUCUUACUAUAAGAGGAGAACUUCAGAGUGAAAAUACAUCACUGAUUUUAAGUAGCAGCAAUCAAAAAAGAGAGCUUGCUAUUCAAAUAUCCAAGGAUGGGCCACCAGGCAGUGUGCCAUUAUGGGUCAUCUUGUUGAGUGCGUUUGCUGGAUUAUUACUAUUGAUGCUGCUCAUUUUAGCACUGUGGAAGAUUGGAUUCUUCAAAAGACCACUGAAAAAGAAAAUGGAGAAAUGAAAUAUUUUAUCAGAGAAAAAUAACAAUUGUUCAAUGAUCUAUCCUCAGGUUUGCCUCAAAUAUGUGACAAGAAAUUUAUAAAUAUAAUUAAAGAUAUGGUCACAUAACUCUAUGUAAUCCAUCAGGGAUUAAUCAGUAGGAAAAUGACAAAUCAUGCAUUAUCCAUAAACAAUAACACAAAGAUCUAUUUUAUAAAAUGAUGACAAAUAUUUUAAAUACUCAGUUUUGUUGAGUAUUAAGCUAAGUUACAAAGUGUCUUAAAGACAAAGAAUAACUUGUACAAAUUUGUUUGUAUAUUAAACCACCACUUAAAGUAUUUAAAAAAUACAUAAGAAGAUUUUUAUGACUAUUGAAACAUUUACUUUCAAAGUAGUAUAAAUUAAGCUUUUCCC